GCUCUUCUUACCGCUGAUACAGUAUCCAAGAUGAAGAUUCUUAACAUCUAUAUAUAGCGACUUUUCCCUAUAAACACCGCCAGCCUUCCUCUCCCCCUUCACAACAUUCUUUUACAUUUCACGUUGAACGUAACCCAGAUUGUAUUUGUGCUGAAUAAAGUUUUGAUUUUGGGCCAACCCACAAGAAAAUCUUGGACACCCAGGUGGAUUUAUUGUUUGUUCUGACCAAAGCAGUGUGUUCUGUGGUGUUCAUCACUACCCAAGUUCAAGAUACUUGAUUUUGGUGAAUAAUUAUAUGUAUGUUUUGCUGGCCAAGGCAAUCUCGGAUUGUGAAAGAAAGAUUGUGUUUAAGUUUUGAGAUUCAUGGGGAAUUGUCGCAGUGUUGAAGUAGAUGGGCAAUGUCAAGGGCAGCAGCAGCAGUAUGUUGGAGCUGAUCGUGUUAUUGUGGUGAUACCCAAUAAUGUCAGGGAUCUUCGCCAGAAUCCGGGGAAUAGUAAUCUUGAUAUCUUUACAUAUGAAGAGAUGAGGCUGGCCACUAAGCGGUUUCGCUCUGAUCAAGUUCUUGGGGAGGGCGGAUUUGGAAUUGUGUACAAAGGAGUUAUAGAUGAGAAUGUUAGGCCUGGUUACAUGAAAACUGAAGUCGCCAUCAAGGAGCUUGAUCCAGAAGGAAUCCAAGGCGACAGAGAAUGGCUGGCUGAAGUCAACUAUUUGGGACAGCUCGAACACCCUAAUCUUGUGAAGCUCAUAGGUUACUGCUGUGAUGAUGAUCACAGGCUUCUGGUCUAUGAAUAUAUGGCAUAUGGGAGCCUGGAAAAUCACCUUUUCCAAAGAGUGAAUUCUACUAUGACUUGGGCAAGACGGUUAAAAAUUGCUUUGGACGCUGCAAAAGGGCUCGCUUUUCUUCACUGUGCAGAAAGAUCUAUUAUCUACCGGGAUUUUAAGACAUCGAACAUAUUGCUGGAUGCGCAUUUCAAUGCAAAACUUUCUGACUUCGGACUUGCAAAGGAUGGACCUAUGGGAGAUCAAACUCAUGUAUCAACACGAGUUAUGGGCACUUAUGGUUAUGCAGCUCCUGAAUAUGUGAUGACAGGUCAUUUGACAGCCAGAAGUGAUAUAUAUGGUUUUGGAGUGGUGCUACUUGAAAUGUUGAUAGGAAGGAAAGCAAUGGACAAGAGCCGACCUAGCCGAGAGCAUAACCUGGUUGAGUGGGCCCGGCCUCUCUUGAACCAUCAGAAGAAGCUUUUCAGGAUAUUGGAUCCGAGAUUGGAAGGGCAAUACUCGAAUAGAACUGCCAUAAAGGUGGCAAAUCUGGCAUACCAAUGCCUUAGCCAAAAUCCAAAGGGGAGGCCCGUCAUGAGCCAGGUUGUGGAUAUACUCGAAUCUCUUCAGAUACCCCAUAGACGAGAUGUACCGAUUCAGAGUGGAAAUAGUGCAACCCUUUAAGAGUGCUGCACACAAUCCUACACACAAACAUUCCAAAUGUGAAUGAGAGGGUAAAAGAUGCAGAAGCUCCAACAAGCAAGAGCGAACCUCCAAAGGAGGAUGAUCUCUAUAACCGUCAUCAAGAAUUUAAACCUGUGCAUCAAAUUUCAUGUAAGCCUAAAGUGUAAGUUCAUAAAGAAUUUGAGCACUUGCAGACGCAGUUGAGUUUAUUAAGCUUUGUGUAACAAGAACUUACAUAUUACAAUCAAUCAUAUAUAUAAAUUUUCUAAUUAAAAAAUUUUUAAUUA
Molecule: messenger RNA, 1730 nt
Organism: Daucus carota subsp. sativus
Lineage: Eukaryota; Viridiplantae; Streptophyta; Magnoliopsida; Apiales; Apiaceae
Product: probable serine/threonine-protein kinase PBL17
Exons: 6
Coding region: 364-1443 (359 amino acids)
Biological process (GO): protein phosphorylation
Molecular function (GO): protein kinase activity; ATP binding
Source: RefSeq, a predicted model, not a curated record